Messenger RNA from Vigna unguiculata (cowpea), 657 nucleotides. Lineage: Eukaryota; Viridiplantae; Streptophyta; Magnoliopsida; Fabales; Fabaceae. The record is from RefSeq and is a predicted model, not a curated record.
AUGGCUGAAAAUCAUAAUGGGGAUGGUAGAGGUCGUGAAAGACGCACUUUGGAAGAUUAUGCAGCGUUCACAGGCCAUAUUAACUUCAACAGUAUUGCUAGGCCAACCGUCAAUGCCACCAACAUGGAGAUGAAGCCAGCUCUUAUCCAUCUGGUGCAGAGUAAUCAGUUCAAUGGCCUGUUUCAUGAGAAUCCCUACACUCAUCUGGCCACAUUCUUAGAGAUAUGCAAUACUGUGAAGAUCCAUCAAGAUGAUGUGGUUGCAAAGUUCUUGAGCAAAUAUUUUCCCCAGUCCAAGGUUAAUAAGGGAAAACAGGAAAUCUCGGCAUUUCAACAAGAUAUGGAUGAGUCCUUGGGCCAAGCAUGGGAUAGAUUCAAAGGACUGCUGAGGAAAACUCCCGUUCAUGGGUUUGAUCAACCUACACAGCUCACUCUUUUCUUGGCAGGACUUAAAUCCCAGUCAAAGCUUAUGUUGGAUGCCUCUGCUGGUGGGAGUAUCAAGUGGAAGACGCCAGAGGAAGCGUAUGAGUUAAUAGAGAAUAUGGCAGCUAAUGAUAAUGAAGCCUAUACUGAGAGAGCCCAUUCUCAAAAGAAGGGUAUUCUAGAGCUUCAAUCUCAAGAUGCUCUAUUGGCUCAAAACAAGAUUAUGACUCAGUAG